Gossypium arboreum is the source of this 2199-nucleotide messenger RNA. Its product is annotated as protein LAZ1-like. Gene Ontology annotation, biological process: transport. NCBI's taxonomy places the organism in Eukaryota, Viridiplantae, Streptophyta, Magnoliopsida, Malvales, Malvaceae. The transcript has 8 exons. Gene Ontology annotation, molecular function: transporter activity. Bases 433 to 1851 code for a protein of 472 amino acids. The record is from RefSeq and is a predicted model, not a curated record.
CCAUCUAUCCAAUCAAUCAAAUUGAAUCGAACACCAGCCCAAUUUUUGAAACAUAGGUGAAAAGUCGAAAUUCUCUAAAUUCUAAAGAGGCAUUUACGUUUGGCAAAAAAAAGAAAAAAAAAAAGAAAAAGAGAAGAGGCAGAGGCAUUAACGUAAAGUAACGGAUAACGGUUAGAACAUGAACACGUGAGGGGUCCGUGCCAAAGCUUCAUCUCUCAUUCUGAGUCUCGACUCACUUUUGGCGUUUUUGGACCCCCAUGUUCAAUCGAUCAAAGCUUUUUCUUGUGCUUUCAAAUUUCCGUUUCGUUUCAAUUCAAACCUUCCUUUUUUGAAUUAAAUGGAAAAGGCGAUCAUCCUUGUUUGAUUUCUAACAUUUUUAUUUUGAAUGAAUUAUGCUGAUUGUCAUCAAAUUGAGAGAAAGUGUAGUAACCGAUGAAGAUUACAGAUUAUCUAUUGGGCUAUUCGCCUCCUAUUUGGACAACUUUUGUUGCUGGAGUUUUUUCAAUCAUAACAAUUUCCCUUUCAUUGUUUCUUAUUUUCGAGCACCUUUCUUCAUACAAAAAUCCUGAGGAGCAAAAGUUCUUGAUCGGAGUUGUUCUUAUGGUUCCUUGCUAUUCUGUAGAAUCGUUUGUAUCAUUGGUCCAUCCAUCAAUUAGUGUUGAUUGUUCGAUACUACGUGAUUGCUAUGAAUCAUUUGCGAUGUAUUGCUUUGGAAGAUACCUUGUUGCUUGCUUGGGUGGGGAAGAGAGGACAAUUGCUUUCAUGAGAAGAUUGGGACGUGCAAGUUCUAAAACUCCACUAUUGGGACACAGUUGUGAAAAAGGAACUAUUAAGCAUCCAUUUCCUAUGAAAUAUUUCCUAAAACCAUGGAAACUUGGUCGAUGGUUUUACCAAGUUGUCAAGUUCGGCAUUGUUCAAUAUAUGAUAAUCAAGAUAUUGACUGCUCUUUUAGCAGUAAUUCUUGAAGCUUUUGGUGUGUAUUGUGAAGGAGAAUUCAACUGGGAAUGUGGAUAUCCUUAUAUGGCAGUGGUUCUCAAUUUCAGUCAAACAUGGGCUUUUUACUGUUUAGUUCAAUUUUAUACCGUUACAAAGGACGAACUGGCACCCAUAAAACCAUUGGCCAAGUUUUUGACUUUUAAAUCAAUUGUAUUUUUGACUUGGUGGCAAGGUGUGGCGAUUGCCCUUUUUUAUGCUCUUGAUCUGUUUAGACAUCCAGUUACCGAAGGGUUGCAUCUGAAGUCAAGUGUCCAAGACUUCAUCAUUUGUAUAGAGAUGGGCAUUGCUUCUGUUGUUCACCUAUACGUUUUCCCUUCCAAACCAUAUGAGCUAAUGGGAGAUCCCAUUCCUGGAAGUGUUUCAGUCCUUGGAGACUAUGCAUGUGUUGAUUGCGCUCCGGAUCCUGAUGAGAUUAGGGAAAGUGAGCGACCCACAAAACUACGCUUACCGCAGCCUGACAUAGAGGCUCGAAGUGGAAUGACCAUAAAAGAAAGUGUGAAGGACGUAUUCAUUGGUGGUGGUGAAUAUAUCGUAAAUGAUGUAAAAUUUACUGUAAACCAAGCAGUUGAGCCAGUUGAGAAGGGGAUUACCAAGUUCAAUGAGAAGCUGCACAAGAUCAAAGACCGGAGAAAGACAAAGGAUGAUAGUUGCAUUGCCACUGCCGAACCGAGGGUAAUUCGUGGAAUAGACGAUCCCCUCUUAACUGGGAGCAUGAGUGAUAGUGCGGUAGCAAGGGGAAAGAAACAUUUUAAAAAUUCGGGAAGCACUACCAGUGCGGAAAGUGGAGACAGUAGCUGCUAUCUAAACUCUGGCGGAUAUCUUAUUAGGGGCCGUAGAUGGGUCACAAAGGAUUAAAAGCUUAUAUGAAUUAUUGUGGUUAUAUGAUGAACUACAAACACACCUUGUGAUGGCUUAAAAUAGUCAUCUCCUACUAGUUUCUGGACUGCUGGCUUGCUUCACAUGCCUAACAGCAUUCAUUAUUUUCUGCCUAAGGCGGUAGAAGAACUUUCUUUCUUCUUUCACUUUCCUGAAAUUUUAAAAUCAUUGUUCUAUUUAUAGUCCGUCUAGACAAGUGUUUUCAGGUCGAAUCAAGCUUGAGUAAUGUCUGGAAACCAUUGCCCAGGAAAAAAAAGAGAGUUAUAAACACACUAACAGCUGUUUUGUAUUCUGGCUCUGAAUAUAUAUGUACGGUAUUUGAAAUCA